AUGUUUAUGCUCAAGAGCCUCUUUGGCAAGAUCUGGGGUGAUGCCAACAAUCAAGAGUUGAUCCAGGUUCCCGCAGGCUCCCUCUACCUCGUUCGUCCAAAUGGCCCACAAGGCUCACGCGAAUGCAUUUACGAAGACGCCGUCCUUGCCAUCCGCAGAACAACCGCAGAGUACCACUACCAGCUCGUAGUCACCAAAGCAUACCAAGACUCGCAGCCCGAGCUCGCCGAUGACGACGACCUCGAGGACGAACGCGCCUACCUCAUCGAUCAGGCGCUCGACUUUCGCCUCUCCACUCGCGGCAAAGAGCGCACCAUCGUCUGGAGGGACCUUGAUGGCGACGACCAGGACUUGCUCGAAUUCGUCAUCGACAACAAGCAGGUCAACGAGGUCACCAUUACCAUCUUCGAAAUCACAUUCCUGCAAUGCGUCUACGAGCACGCGUCCCGCACCAGCCACGAACGCGCCACCGAGGAGGAUCUGGAUCAGCUCAGAUACAAGGACGAGGCCGAUCAGCAGCUCAAGCGCGAAAACAAGAAGCAGCUCGACAGAAAGCUCGAAGAUGCGGGUAUCGGCUCAGCAGCAUCCACAUCUGCUUCCACAGCGACAACCACCGCCGCCAAGUCUGAACAGGACGUCAAGCCGGCUCCUGCCGUACUUGCAACCAUUGCACCAGUCGCCGAUACUGCAGGACCGCAGAUCGAUGAGAACAGCACUGUUUUCUCAGCCCGCGCCGAUCUCUACCUUUACGACCUCAAAUCGCAGUACUUCCUCGUCCAGGAACGCAAAGUCGACGUCCGUGUUCUCGAGGCUGGUCGCUACCUCUUCUGGCUGUCCAUCAAAGGUGCCGACAAAAUCUGGCUAGCGCAAAAGGUGGAGAGCGACAUGAACAUGAACUUCUCUCCCGAACAGACCUCGGCAGUGUGGAACUACUUUACCGACGACCGCCAGUGCUUCUCGUGGCUGCUCAGAUUCGAGGAUCAGGAAGCCUACUCGCACUUUCAGAAGGGCUUCUCACAGGUCAUGUACGAAACACAGAACGAGGAGCCAUGGGCAAAGGCAAAGAGCGACGACCGCGCUUACGCAGAGACCGCUUUCGAAGCAGGUGAGCCAAUGGACGUCGAUGACAUUAGCGAGAGCGAGGAUGGCAACGAGUCGGUGCGCACGGCAAGGGAAGAGGAGGAAGAGGAUGACGACGAAGAGGAAGUGGCAGCUGCACUCCAGACUGGCCGAGCACGCUCAGAAGAAUCGUCUUGGCCUCAAGAGUCGACUUCGCUCUUGGCGGGUCAACAGGACGUCAACUCGUUGCUCGCUGUCGGCUACAAGUUUGACCGCUCCUUUGUCGCCCGAGGUGACAAGAUCGGUGUCUUCCGUCACACCGACGACAACAAAUUGGAGCACGACACCACUAUCAACAACGUCGGCACACCCAGCGGCAAGGGCUUCAGGCCGCUCAAGAUGAUGCUUCACAACCAGGACGCGCAGAUGGUGUUGAUGGAUCCAUCCAACAAGAACGCCAUCUUCAACAUGGACCUUGAAUACGGCAAGAUCGUCGACGAAUGGAAGGUGCACGACGACGUCCAGAUCAACAAUGUCGUCGCCAACAACAAGUACGCUCAGAUGACGGCCGAAAAGACCAUGAUCGGACACAGUCACAAUGGCAUCUACCGUAUCGACCCGCGUCUCUCUGGCAACAAAUUGGUCGACUCGGAGUUCAAGCAGUACGCGUCCAAGAACGACUUCUCGGUGGCAGCCACCGACAGCAAGGGCCGUCUGGCCGUCGCUUCCAACAAGGGUGACAUUCGUCUCUUUGACUCGAUCGGCAAGAACGCAAAGACGGCGCUGCCAGCGCUCGGAGAUCCGAUCCUGGGCAUCGAUGUCUCCGCAGAUGGUCGUUACAUCAUCGCUACCUGCAAGACCUACCUUCUUCUCAUCGAUACGCUCAUCGGCUCGGGUCGCUACCAAGGUCAGCUCGGAUUUGAUCGUUCCUUCCCCGCCGAUGCCAAGCCACAGCCAAAGCGUCUCACGCUCAAACCAUCGCACGUCGCCUUUAUGGGCUCGGCCAUCUCCUUCUCCCCGGCGCGCUUCAACACGGGUUCCGACCAGGAGACGUCAAUCGUCACCAGUACCGGAGCAUAUGUCGUCAGCUGGUCCUUCAAGGAUGUCAAGAAGGGCAACCUGGGCUCGUACGUGCUCAAACGAUAUGGUGGCGAGGUCAUCUCGGACGAGCAUGCCUACGGCUCGGACCAGGCGAUCGUGGUCGCCUUUGAACACGAUGUCCAGAUGGCGAAGAGAAGUCAGCUGUUGAAACCCACACGUUGGGCUACUCAGCGUAUUGAGAGGUUCAUGAAGCGAAUGCGUGAAACGGAGGAGGUUGCUGACGACUCGAUGAGUAAGAGGAGGAGAUUGAGAGAGGUGGAUGUCAGAAAGAGGCGUCAAGUAGAGGCCGACGACGAGGACGAGGACGAGGAAACACUACGUCAAGUGAGGCGACGCGAGGAGCAAGAUUCGGAAAACGGAAUUCUGUUGGAGUUUUGA
This is a messenger RNA of Pseudozyma hubeiensis SY62, 2538 nucleotides long. RefSeq names its product vacuolar import and degradation protein. The transcript has 2 exons. Gene Ontology annotation, molecular function: protein binding. The coding region runs from base 1 to 2538 and encodes 845 amino acids. Gene Ontology annotation, cellular component: nucleus; cytoplasm. NCBI's taxonomy places the organism in Eukaryota, Fungi, Basidiomycota, Ustilaginomycetes, Ustilaginales, Ustilaginaceae. The record is from RefSeq and is a predicted model, not a curated record.